Messenger RNA from Colossoma macropomum (tambaqui), 1513 nucleotides. RefSeq names its product L-rhamnose-binding lectin CSL3-like. The transcript is spliced from 9 exons. Lineage: Eukaryota; Metazoa; Chordata; Actinopteri; Characiformes; Serrasalmidae. Gene Ontology annotation, molecular function: carbohydrate binding. The coding region runs from base 80 to 736 and encodes 218 amino acids. The record is from RefSeq and is a predicted model, not a curated record.
GUUGUACGGGUGUUGAUAAAAGCCAUGGUCUUUCUAUAAAUAAGUAGUCACUUCCUCCUGAUUUCCACAUUCAUUCACUAUGCAGCCACAGGUAUUGAGCCGGAUCACCUAUAUGCUAUUGCUGGUGCUGUGUGGUGCUCAUGCAGCUUUAGUUGUAGCAGCAAAAAGGUAUCUGACAUGCGAGGGACACUCUACUCAUCUCUCCUGUGAUUAUGGGUACAUAAAAGUCCUCAAUGCUAAUUAUGGGCGCACGGACAAAACGACUUGCUCUGAAAAGAGACCACAUCAUCAGCUGUCAAAUGUUAACUGUUACCAAGAGAGAUCUCUCAAAAUCAUGUCAGACAGAUGUAAUGGGCGGCAGAGCUGUGCUGUUCCUGUAGUAAACUCAGUCUUCUCUGAUCCCUGUGUUGGAAUUUAUAAAUACCUGGAUGUCUCUUAUUUCUGCCUUCCAUACAAGAGAAGUGUAAUCUGUGAAAAUCAGGAGGGUGUAAUAAGCUGUGCGAGUGGAGUGAUAUUCAUCCAUCAUGCCAAUUACGGGCGGCGGGAUCACACCACUUGUCCCCAUAAACUAGCAACUACAUCGCACUGUUACUUCCCUCAGACCUCCAGCUUGCGCUCCAGAUGCAAUGGCAAGAAAUCAUGUAAACUGAGGGCCUCCAAUGAUGUUUUCUCUGAUCCAUGCUAUGGCGUCCACAAGUACUUGGAGGUGACCUACAGCUGUAGCUAUUUUGAAUAAAUGAGACCCUUCACAAUCAUGAAGAUGAAGUUGGACUUGUGACAAUGUGAAAUAUGUUUUUUUUCAAGUCAGCAGUUUAUUUAGUUUUGUAUACAUGUCUGAUUAUGAACAAAAAUAGCUUGUAAGAUAACUGAAGUUAAUUUGAAUAAAAGGGUUUAACUCUUUCAUACCCUUGUUCAGGCCUGGGGCUGUAAAGCUAGCAGUUUAAGCUUCGUAAUUAAUGUAUAUGUCUGAUUAUGAACAAAUAUACUUUGUAAGAUAGUAAUUGGGAUGAUGAUAAAUAAAAGUGUUCAACUCGUUCUUACACUUCUUUAUUUAGUUAGUUAUUAGAAAUGGCAUUAAUCUGAUACCAGGUAAUAGUAUUGGGAUGAUACCAUCAGAAAAUGCUAGACUGGAUGUUGGAAGAAAAAACAAUAAAUCUGAUCCAAUCCUGUAACAAAUCUAGCCUAAAACAGCACAUACUCACAUUGUGUGAUAUGAUGUUGUUAGAUGAUUCAAUAAAAUGAUAAGUAGUUUUUAAAGAACAAAUCUCAGCUCUUUAUCGGCUGAUGCUCAAUAUUUCAAUAUAAGUGCUUAUUAUAUAUCUAUUAUUUGCUAAAAAUUCUAUAACUUACCAUUACACAAUCACAACAUCAGAUGGGUAUACUGCAAUAAUAAAGGCAGACUUUAAUCAUGUUACAUUAUUUGCUCACCGACGCUUUUUAAUAUAUUAAGCAUAUCGAAACCUCAAAAUAUGUACGUAGCAAGAGACCUCUGAAGACUGGUCAGCAGAGAGGA